Molecule: messenger RNA, 1879 nt
Organism: Dromiciops gliroides (monito del monte)
Lineage: Eukaryota; Metazoa; Chordata; Mammalia; Microbiotheria; Microbiotheriidae
Gene: ATP5F1A
Product: ATP synthase F1 subunit alpha
Exons: 12
Coding region: 79-1740 (553 amino acids)
Biological process (GO): proton motive force-driven ATP synthesis; proton transmembrane transport
Molecular function (GO): proton-transporting ATP synthase activity, rotational mechanism; ADP binding; ATP binding
Source: RefSeq, a predicted model, not a curated record
CUCCGGCGCCGCCGCCAUUUUGUCCCAGUCAGUCCGGAGGCAGCGGCUGCACAGGAGCCCUGACGAGGAGCUGCAAGGAUGCUGUCUGUACGCGUCGCCGCUGCCUUGGCCCGCGCCCUUCCCCGCCAAGCCGGGCUGGUCUCUAGAAAUGCCUUGGGGGCAGCUUUUGUUGCAACAAGGAACCUCCAUUCUUCUAACACCCGCCUUCAGAAGUCUGGCACUGCUGAGGUGUCCUCUAUUCUGGAAGAGCGUAUUUUGGGAGCUGACACCUCUGUUGACCUUGAAGAAACUGGGCGAGUCUUGUCUAUUGGUGAUGGUAUUGCGCGUGUACAUGGGCUAAGAAAUGUUCAGGCAGAAGAAAUGGUGGAAUUUUCUUCAGGUCUUAAGGGUAUGUCUCUGAACUUGGAACCUGACAAUGUUGGUGUUGUCGUGUUUGGUAAUGACAAACUGAUUAAAGAAGGAGAUAUCGUGAAGAGAACAGGAGCCAUUGUGGAUGUUCCUGUUGGUGAGGAGCUGUUGGGCCGUGUUGUAGAUGCCCUGGGCAAUGCCAUUGAUGGAAAGGGUCCAAUUGGUUCCAAAAUUCGUCGAAGGGUUGGGCUGAAGGCCCCUGGAAUCAUUCCCAGAAUCUCUGUGCGUGAGCCCAUGCAGACUGGCAUUAAGGCUGUGGAUAGCUUGGUACCAAUUGGCCGUGGACAGCGUGAGCUGAUUAUUGGUGACAGACAGACUGGCAAAACAUCAAUUGCUAUUGAUACGAUCAUUAAUCAGAAACGCUUUAAUGAUGGAACUGAUGAAAAAAAGAAGCUGUACUGUAUUUAUGUGGCUAUUGGUCAGAAGAGAUCCACUGUUGCUCAGCUGGUGAAGAGACUUACAGAUGCAGAUGCCAUGAAAUACACCAUCGUGGUUUCAGCUACUGCAUCUGAUGCUGCCCCACUUCAGUACUUGGCUCCUUAUUCUGGCUGCUCUAUGGGAGAAUAUUUCCGAGAUAAUGGCAAACAUGCUCUAAUUAUCUAUGAUGACUUGUCCAAACAGGCUGUUGCCUACCGCCAGAUGUCUCUGCUGCUUCGUCGUCCCCCUGGUCGUGAAGCUUAUCCUGGUGAUGUGUUCUACCUGCACUCCCGUCUGCUGGAGAGAGCAGCCAAAAUGAAUGACACUUUUGGAGGUGGCUCUUUGACUGCCCUUCCAGUCAUUGAAACACAAGCUGGUGAUGUGUCAGCAUACAUUCCAACAAAUGUCAUCUCCAUCACUGAUGGACAGAUUUUCUUGGAAACAGAAUUGUUCUACAAAGGUAUCCGCCCUGCCAUUAAUGUUGGUCUGUCUGUGUCCCGUGUCGGGUCAGCUGCUCAAACCAGGGCCAUGAAGCAGGUGGCAGGUACCAUGAAGUUGGAGUUGGCUCAGUAUCGUGAGGUGGCAGCUUUUGCUCAGUUUGGUUCUGAUCUAGAUGCUGCUACUCAGCAACUGCUGAGUCGUGGUGUACGUCUCACUGAGUUGCUGAAACAAGGACAGUAUGCUCCCAUGGCAAUUGAAGAACAGGUGGCAGUCAUUUACGCCGGUGUUCGAGGGUAUCUGGACAAACUAGAGCCUAGCAAAAUCACCAAAUUUGAGAGUGCUUUCUUAGCUCAUGUCAUCAGCCAACACCAGUCUCUCUUGGGUAAUAUCAGGACUGAUGGAAAGAUCUCAGAACAGUCGGAUGCGAAGCUGAAGGAAAUUGUCACAAACUUCUUGGCUGGAUUUGAACCUUAAACUCCCAUGGUUUAUCACCUGUCACUUUGGUUUUGUCGCUGUUUCUAGUGAUUCGGUUCCAUUCAUUAUAGGACUUUAAUAAUGCACUCUUGCGCCUAAUGUACAGAAAUCCCCUUAUGAAUAAAGGGUUCCAUGUUAA